GGAAGGCGCUGAUGCUCAGAUAUGCUCGUCGCAUCGCUUUCGACACUCUGCGUUUGUGUGCAUACUGGUAUUUACAUCUUGCCUUUUUCCUCAAGUUGUAAAUGGACAGGUCGCGCGCAUCCAAGAGGUCAGUCAUGGCGCAGACAACAACAUCGCAACUAGUGACAAUGAGUUGACGUCGGCGUCCGAUGUCGGCAAUACGCACAUGGAGAUGAAGUAUCAUGAUGAGCCGUCACUAGACAAAAAGGACGAAGAAGAAGAUAAUGAGAACCACGAAUCAUCAGCGUCUUUCGUCGCGCUCCUCGCAAGGCAUCAGGUUCCCUCACACAAUCCGGAACACAGUUGCGAACGGCGGAUCACCGAUUGGCCGCAAAUGAAGCGGAUGUUGACAGAGUAUGCGGAUGGACAACUGUACAUGACCCCGGAGGGCGCACGUGGCUGGCAGUGGCAAAAGCAUCUCUUCAUGCAUAAUCCCGACCUCGAUUUCUGCCCCGUGGGGCUCCUCACGUAUUUUCUCACUGACACCCACAUACGCAUGCACCAUAAAGUUGUUCUGCCUCGUGAUGGAAACGAUGAAGUUGAGGACGACGAAAGCGCGCUGCUGACGAUCGAUGGCAAGCCUGGAAUGUUCGCCGGCGAUAGCUUCUACCUCCAUGGAGAUGAUGUGCGAAGAGUGAUAGAAAGAGACGUGGACCCUGGCGUUGCGUCGCAGCCUGACCGCUCUGAGUCGGACUCCGAGGAGGUCGUGCAGGAUUCAUCUUCAAGUAACUCGUAUCCAGAGUCAGAGAACUUCAAAAUUAAUAUCAAAGAUUAUGUUCCAAUUUUGGCGACUUCGACUAAUAUGCGCAUACCUAGAGCGAUUUGGCACUUGAUCGACUCUCUCUUGUACUACGAAGAACUUUUUUGGCAGAGGCUAGACAUGAGCAUGAUUUUGUGGAGCGGAUGGCCCAGCUUGAGGAUCCAAGCAAAAAUUCAAGAUAGUGUCCGCGAAAUUUUGAGAAAAGUUCUGAUAGAAGUCGGCCAGUCAAGAACUACAACAGAGUCCUACUCGACACGAGGAAAGGCAAACACACAGCAUAGUGGCGCAGCGACUUCUACUGACUCUACUGCCACGAAUGCUUCAGCAACC
Molecule: messenger RNA, 1129 nt
Organism: Amoebophrya sp. A25
Lineage: Eukaryota; Dinophyceae; Syndiniales; Amoebophryaceae
Source: the annotation of a GenBank genome assembly